AUGCAUCUUAUUUCACGACAAUUAAACGAUCUAUUACUUUUGCGCUCGUUAUCAUUGUCCUCUCAGGACUUGAUCAUUCCAACCGAAAAUCUGGAUCUUCCGUCGAUAUCGCAAGUGCAAACCCGGGGGCCUACCGAAGUACCAUAUUACAACCAUCACGCCGCGCAGCGACCACUGUAUGUGAAUGAAAGGUUGCCCGCUUUGCCUUUGCCACCGCCGCAACAGGCAUAUUCCUCUGGUACUUCGUCUCCCCGGGUUGGUUCACUUAGCUCACUUGGGUCAUCCUCAAUCUUGAACGGAAGUUCUCAUUCAUCCUACACCACCGCGAGUUCGUCUAACGGGCCCAAAACGCCUUCCCCUACUCCUAUUAGCAGUGGUCUACCUGUUUCUCUCCCCCAGGGAUCUUACAGUACUCCACCAUCAAACCCAGCAUACUCUUACAGCCAGGAGCCAUACCAGAACAUGAAUCACGGCCCUCAAGAUAUGUAUUAUCCUCCGCACAUGUCCACUGGACAACCUCCGCCACCUCAAACUGCCACCUCGGGUGCGUUAAGUCAAUAUCCCCAACAUCAACCACCACUACUUCAACCUGGACCUCCACAUUACUCGCCGGCACAGCAAGCUCCAUAUGGCCAAUACUACGGCAAUGGACUUCAAUCGCCACAAUCGGCUCAAAUUCCGGGGUCAAUGGGUGGCCAAGGUAACGUGUUGCCACUUCCAGCAAUGACCACUCAGCCUGGUAUGCCAAAUCAAGGUUAUGGCGGCCCACAACAAUUUGAUCAAACGGGCCAAGUUGCACCUCCAGGCAUGAAGCCCAGGGUGACAGCAACUCUGUGGGAAGAUGAGGGCAGUCUGUGCUUUCAAGUUGAGGCAAAGAGUGUUUGUGUGGCUAGACGUGAAGAUAAUCACAUGAUUAACGGCACUAAAUUAUUGAAUGUUGCGGGCAUGACCCGUGGUCGACGAGACGGCAUUUUGAAGAGUGAGAAAAUGAGACAUGUGGUGAAGAUUGGCCCCAUGCAUUUGAAGGGCGUUUGGAUUCCUUUUGAGCGUGCAUUGGAUUUCGCGAACAAGGAAAAAAUUACGGAAUUAUUGUAUCCACUAUUUGUUCACAAUAUUGGCGCUCUCUUAUACCAUCCAACGAACCAGACACGGACGAAUGCAGUAAUGGCAGCCGCAGAACGACGAAAGAAUGAGCAAAACCAAAUGCGAAAUCCGCAAGCACCUGGUCCGCAGCAUUCCCUCGCGCCUCAUCCAAAUGUUGGCCGUCCUGCUCUCGAAAGAUCACACACAUUCCCUACCCCUCCCACGAGUGCAUCUGGUGUUAUGGGUAAUAUGGAUAAUCCUAAUGCCAACUUCCAGUGGCCUGGACAACCCAUGGGCAACGUUCAAGGUGCCAAUCCCUUGUCAAUUGACACUGGAUUGAGUAAUGCUCGCUCAAUGCCAACCACGCCAGCCACCACACCUCCUGGAACUUCGGUUCAAUCGAUGCAACAGUAUCAACAGAAUCAGCAACCUUACGACUCGAGACAGAUGUAUUCCCAAGCACCUCCGCCUCAGAACGCAUACGCACAGGCCCCACCUCCUCAACAAAGUAUGCCUCAAUACUCGCAACAGCCAAACGCAUACAUCAAGAAUGAAAUGGGUCCACCGUUAGCGAGAGCACCAGAUGUUGAGCCGCAACAUCAUGAGCCCAAGGAUACUAAUGGAAUGAUCCAUCACCACGGAAAUGGUCAAGUUGAAGAAGAACAUGAUCAGGAACAAGAUGGUGGUGAAUACACUCAUGAUAGCCAGAAUAACUAUGAUUCAAGUCGUCGGCCAUAUAAUUACUCAAACGGCCCAGCCGUCGGAUCGAUCACAGGUGAACAUACUCACUUGUCACCCGAGAUGACCGGCUCACCAAAUCAUCCAGCUUCUGGCCGAGCAACUCCUAGAACAGCGUCAGCACCUCAGUCAUACUAUGCUCAACAGCAAGGUGGCUACAGUACCCCUCCGAGAAUUCAACCACCUUCGAGUAAUUUGUUUAAUGUAGUCAGUCAGGAACGUGGGACAGCUAAUGGCAGCACAAGUGGUGACGUGUAUGCGCCACAGUCAGACAUUGUAUCUUCAAUGUCUAACGGUUAUGCUAGUCAGCAAAAUAUCAUGAAUGGGGCGCCUGCAAAUAACAAACGUGGCAGAGAUGAUGAUGAUGAUGGUCGACCAUCUAGCAGAGGUCCUGGAAUGGCUGAUGCUGAUGGCUUAAAGAGACGGAAAACGAUCCGCGAGGGAUCCGUUUCUGGACCAUCUUACAACCCUGGGCUGAACCGAGCUCAAUCUACCAUUGCACAGCGACGCCGGUAA
Messenger RNA from Sclerotinia borealis F-4128, 2337 nucleotides. NCBI's taxonomy places the organism in Eukaryota, Fungi, Ascomycota, Leotiomycetes, Helotiales, Sclerotiniaceae. The record is from the annotation of a GenBank genome assembly.